Messenger RNA from Erigeron canadensis, 1077 nucleotides. Its product is annotated as ethylene-responsive transcription factor ERN1-like. The transcript has a single exon. Gene Ontology annotation, molecular function: DNA-binding transcription factor activity; DNA binding. Bases 1 to 1077 code for a protein of 358 amino acids. The record is from RefSeq and is a predicted model, not a curated record. Gene Ontology annotation, biological process: regulation of DNA-templated transcription. Lineage: Eukaryota; Viridiplantae; Streptophyta; Magnoliopsida; Asterales; Asteraceae.
AUGGCUAGGAAGAGAAAGCAACCUAUUGAUCAAGAACAUGGUCUUGAAAGAAACAUGGUUUGGGACGGGAUAGUGACCGAGGCAGAACUGACUGCAGCGUUAGAUGGUCCCCACCGACCCAGAAAGAAAUUUGUGGGGGUCCGGCAGCGACCAUCUGGCAGAUGGGUUGCAGAGAUUAAGGACACCAUACAGAAGAUUCGGGUAUGGUUAGGAACUUUUGACACGGCUGAGGAAGCAGCUCGAGCCUAUGAUGAAGCUGCUUGCUUACUCCGUGGGGCCAACACACGCACGAAUUUCUGGCCUUGUCAACCGUUUUCAAUGACCCCUGCCCUUCCUUCCAAAAUUACAAGCCUUCUUCUGCGUAGGCUUGAAGCUAGGAACAGAUGUUUAGAAGUUCCUACUUUGACACAUAAUACUUCUGUGCUAAAUGUCAAUCAUCAUGAUGAUGUAAAGAAGCCAAAAGAAGUCAAGGAUGAUGUGGUGGAGUUCUCGGAUACGUUCUUUGCUGACUUUAUCAAUGAUCUGGAUCGGUAUCCACCAGUCAAUGAUGCAAGUGAUGCUAACUGCCACACAAAUUUUGAGUCAUGUAUACCCAUUAAUGUGGAUCAUUUAGUAGAUUCACAUUCAAGUGGAGACACAAAUAGUGGGAGUGAAUCUCAAGACAAGGAAGAAGACAGGUUUGAUUUUAGUUUUAUUGAUGAACUUGGAACUGCUUCCAACUUUUCUCCAUUUGAGAUAGCUCAAGAAAUAGCAUUAGACGCCGUGGGAGAAGAAGAAGAAGAGCCAUUGACAAUAAGUGAAGCAAUGAAAAGGAUGAAAUAUGAGCGCAAGUUUUCAGCUUCUCUUUAUGCUUUCCAUGGGAUACCCGAGUGCUUAAAGCAAAAACUUGGAGGGCGGUCAAAAAUGCAAAGAACUGGUCAUGGAGCAAACGAAGAAGGCAAUAAGGACGCAGAACGUGUGGUACUAGAAAAUCAGGGAACUGUAAUGGGUUCGGUUUCCUCUUCAGGUGACCUUGUUGAUGCAGAAUUGUCGCUAUGGAGCUCCCUUGAUCUUCCUGUCAUUUGCUAUGUAAAUUAG